Guillardia theta CCMP2712 is the source of this 1440-nucleotide messenger RNA. RefSeq lists its product as hypothetical. The transcript has a single exon. The record is from RefSeq and is a predicted model, not a curated record. The annotation marks the transcript as partial. NCBI's taxonomy places the organism in Eukaryota, Cryptophyceae, Pyrenomonadales, Geminigeraceae.
AUGGCGUCCACCUUGUUAGCGGAGAAGAAAAGCCUUGUCAGCCACAUCGAGCAAUCGGUGAUCGGCGCCGGCAUGCCCAUUCACACACCAUUCGGCCCGCGGAAGCUGACGUAUGCCGACUACACAGCAUCCGGUCGAUCUCUCACCUUCAUCGAGGAUGCGAUCAGGAACACAGUCCUCCCGCACUACGCCAACACGCACACGACUGUGUCGCAUACGGGGCGGCAGACCUCCAAGUACCGUGAAGAAGCACGGCACAUCAUCCUCGAGAGCGUCAACGGGCGCAAAGACAAGGACGUCGUGGUGUUCACAGGCUCCGGCUGCACGGCUGCGAUCUACAAGACUGCACAGCUACUGAUGCAUCGCCAGGACUGGAAAGACUCGGCCGGCACCCCGGAGGCCCCCCUAGUCCUCAUCGGGCCGUACGAGCAUCACUCCAACAUCCUGCCAUGGCGCGAGAGCGGCGCAGACGUGGUGGAGGUGCAGCUGAACGCAACGGGCCAGGUGGACUUGGACCAUCUCAGGAGAGUCCUGCGGCAGUACCAGAGCCGCCGCAUCAAGGUCGGAUCUUUCUCGGCUGCCUCCAACGUUACGGGGAUCCUGACGGACGUGGAGGCGGUUGCGACUGUUCUUCACGAGCACGGAGCCCUCGCCUUCUUCGACUACGCGGCUGCUGGGCCCUACGUGGACAUCGACAUGAACCCCUCGAGGCCUCUGGCGUACAAGGACGCUGUCUUCAUCUCUCCGCACAAGUUCGUGGGGGGGCCGUCGACCCCCGGGGUCCUCGUGUUCAAAAAGGACUCCCUGUAUGAGCCCUGCAAGAAUCGUGGAGCUCCGGUCACACCUGCCGGAGGGACCGUCCUGUUCGUAUCCAACUUGGAGCAUCGGUACCUGGACUCGGUGGAGGAGAGGGAGGAGGGAGGGACGCCGGAGAUUGUAGGAGCGAUCCGGUGCGGGCUGGUGUUCCGACUGAAGAUGGAGGUAGGGCCGAGCACGAUUGUGGAGAGAGAGCACCACUACUGGUCUCAAGCCCUUGCUGCCUGGAAGGCGAAUAAGAGUAUCAUCAUUCUUGGGGACACGAGCGUCGCGCGACUGAGCAUCGUCUCCUUCGUUGUUGCACAUGGGAACAAGCUGGUUCAUCACAACUUCGUCGCUUCUCUCCUCAACGAUCUCUUCGGCGUGCAAGGCCGAGCAGGCUGCUCCUGCGCUGGUCCUUACGCGCAGAAACUGUUCAACAUCUCUCCCACGUCCGCGUUGUGCCUAGAGCAGACGGUACUGCAAGGAGAGGAAGGGAUCAAGCCGGGCUUUAUUCGCAUCAAUUUCAACUUCUUCAUCUCUCCCCACGUGGCUCGCUUCCUCAUCGACGCCGUUCUGUUCGUCGCAGAGCACGGGUGGAAGCUGCUGCCCUUCUACAAGCUCGACGUGAACACGGGCGAGUGG